Messenger RNA from Pelobates cultripes (western spadefoot toad), 21209 nucleotides. NCBI's taxonomy places the organism in Eukaryota, Metazoa, Chordata, Amphibia, Anura, Pelobatidae. The record is from the annotation of a GenBank genome assembly.
GAAGGAGUCUGGAAGUUUUCAAGAGGCUGAACAUCUGGGCUGAGCAGCUGGAUCCUUACAAGACAUCUCUAAACAAGGCUCCACACAGCACCAAGGAUACAUCUCCCAUCAUCUGAGCCAGGUAAGAGACAUCACGCCCAAAUGGUAACUCAUGGCACAAAUUAAACUCCUGCUAACUGUGACAGAGCUGACAACAUAGUAAUACACUCACCAGUUUAAUAGAUUAAAAAAAAAAAAGAUGUGGCAUCACUUGAAUUUGACAAAUAACUGAUUUUGGUCACAAUUUAGUGAGAUUAAUGCAAAUGAUGCAAGAACAGUAACUAUAGCCGGUGAAGUUAACAAAUAUAACAAAACAAACAUAACAUGUUAAAUAUUUAAUUCUGCAUUAUUUAAUUUAUACAGUGUGUGUGUGUAUGUGUGUGUGUGCAUGUCACACGUCUGUCUAUCGAUCAGUCUCAAAGUUGACCUGGAAUGUGAAAUUGCAAUGCAAACAAAUCAGAAUUUUAUGGGUUUGUUGUAUCAGUUUUUUGUUGUUGUUAUUGUUAGCCACUGGAAUGCAGCAUCAAGUAAAUUGCCAUGGCAUUAGAGUGUUGCAAUUGUUAAAUGAUGCUUUGACCCAUAAUCACUGUGUUUGAAAGCUGAGAAGUAUGUAUUAGACCAGACCAAACUUUUUAGAUUCAAUAUUUCGAUAUAUUUCCAAGACACCCAAAGUCAAAACAAUUUUCUAGAGGGCAGGUUGUGUAAGGGGUACAGUGUGUGCAGGGGUGCAGUGUGAGGGGUACAGUGUGUGUAUGACUGGGGCAAUGUGUGUGUAUGGGGGUUAUUGUGUGUAUGGGGCAUAGUGUGUGGUGCAGUAUGUGUGUAUGGGGGAGCUAUUUUGUGGUGUGGGGGCAAAUUAAUAAAUAUAUACUUUUAUUUAUUUUUUUAUUAAAAAUAAAAAUAUCUCCCCCUCCCUGCUUACCUUUGCAGGGAGGGGGACAUUUCCUGUAAUCCCUGGUGGUCUGUGGGGAAGCCCUCGUGGUCCCAGUGGUGACAGUGAACUCUAGCAGCCUCAGGAGCUGCUAGUGUUCACUUUCGCGAUAUUUGGAGCAUUGCCGUGGUAACUGCAGCAAUGCUCCGAGCUCGCGAGAGGAGAACCCGGUGAAGCUGUAUGUUAGAGCUCCCCCAGGCCCUGCACCCCCAACCCCCCACCCCCCUCCGCCGGCUGUCAUCAAAGUGGUAGCGGGCAUCUCCCUUCCGGUCCUGCAGAGCGAGCAGGCGAGAGCACAGUUCCCGGUGCUAUGAUUAUAGCACCGGGAAAAUAUCUUGCGGCACCCCUGUGUGCCCGACAUGGCGCCCCAGGGCUCCACGGCACACAAUUUGGGAACCCCUUGAUUAGACACUAAUUUGUAUAACUAUACCAUAGUUAAUGUGUGUGUAUAUAAGUGAAUUUAGAUUUUAAAAAAAAAUCAAUUAUAUUUUUUAUUGCAUUCUGUUUAUAACACUUAAAAAAAAAAUGGAAGUGUGCAAAACCUUAGCUAUCGGAAGAAUGCAUGUUAGAACAAUCCUGAUGUUUAUAUCUGAAUCUCAAGCCAUCCCCAUUUUCCAUUUCCUUGUUUUGACCUGUUCCUCUCCCCUUAAAAUGAACCAGUGUUAUUCUGAAUUAUUAAACCCUCCAGUACAAUGCAUGUGCAUUGCUAUCCUCUUCUACUAAAGCUUUCAGAAUUGGACAUAAUUGUCAGAGUUCUUACAUAACAGGACAUCAGGAAUGACAUGAAAACUGGCAGCACACUAUGUACAAAACUUGCUCAUUGUUUGAUUACUCAUGGCAAACUCUGUGACUGAACUUUGCUUCAUACUUAGAAUGCUGAUUAGCGAUCCAAGCAAACAAGCAAAAUUAUUGUAAGUCUGAAGUUAACAUUCACACUAAUCGUUUGAGCCUGAAUGUAUAUUACUAAUAUUAUUAUUAUUAUUAAUAUAGAUCUAACAUAUUCCGUACCUCUGAAAAAAUGUUUUUAAGGCAACGGAUAUCAUUAGUACUACAGAUUUAUGGGAACUACAUUUCCCAUGAUGUUCAGCUAGUUGGGAAUUUAAUUCCCUGACAUCUAUAGUGCCCGAGCUAGCCACGCAGGCCUUAUUCCUUCCUUGUGUAGAUUACAAUUUAUCAAUGGAUUGCACAAACAAAGUGAGUUAAUUCUUCGCUCUCUGACUUGCACACUAACAUCUAAUUUUAAAGAGUCGAGUCUGAUUGAAUAUAUUAUUUUUUUUUAUAGCUAGAACAUACAAAAUACUCAUUGCUUUAAUUCACCUGCAAUAUCCAUUUCCUCUUUGUGGAUUGUGUGGGCCGACUGCCUAGAACAGCUGGAAUUUUCCUGGAAUCAAGACUUGUUACUGCUGUAGCUGCUAUGGAACAAUCAAUACCUCUUUUACUGCUUGCACUCAUCAAGCUGGUGACAUCCCUGUAUUAUGAAGGUAAAAAGCUUUAUCCUGUUUUAUUACUGCUGAGUGCGAUUGAUGUUUUCCCACUUAAUGCCAUGGCAAACAUUUCUGGAGAGGCUUGUAGAACAUGUCUCAAAUAAGGAGCAUCAGGAUUUCCUAUUAAAAACUCCAGGGAACAAAUAGGAAAUUGUGAUAACAUACCUGUGGUAUGCAUACACAUCAUUUCAAGUCAAUGAUUCCACAUCUUCUAAACCAGUGGUGGAUACUGUUUUAAGACCACUCGAAUUGUAUUAAUAAAGAGCACUGACACAAGUAUUGCUAAGCUAUAACAACAUAACUGAUCAAAACUAUUCAACAAAACAUUUUUGAACAGGGGUUUAGUCUAGUGGCCAACAUUUCCUCAUAUAGAAGAGAACCAUGCAUUUCCACUUUGGAAUUCAGCCUCUCUAUAUUUUAUCACCAGCAAAUGAAAGAGGGGUUCCUAGCAAUGAUUACUUUCUGAGAGACAAUGAGAAUGUAAAGUCAAGAUCUUCAAACCUAAAAGUGAAGGCUGGACACAAAACUAGAUAUUAUACAAGGCUGAUUUAUUGAAGAAUGCAGUGUUUCCACUAUAAAAAAACUUUCUCAAUACUAAGCUGAAGCAUUGCAUUGUAAGCUUUAAUAAGUCUGCCUUUGAUAUUAUCCAGUUAUGUGCCCAACCUUCUAUUUGUACAUUUGCUUCAGCCUGGUGGAGUUUCACACUAUUUGAUGUAUGCCUUCUCCUUGUAGAUGUUCUUUAAACUUGUCCACAGGACCCAUUAGAAGUUCCUGCUGUACAUUAUUUUGCAAAUGAAAGGCAGUAGCUCAAUCAUUUUGUAUUAGACCCAUAUUCUUUGAGAUAUGUACUUUAAUCCUAGCCUGUUGGUUGGUUUUUAGGUUUGAUUUGAAACAUACAAAGUCAAAGAGCCGAGAUCAAUAUGUAUACAGCCAUUCUAAAAGAAAGGCAAAGCAUAUGGAUCUUUGACCCAUUGGACAGCUAGAUAAAUUGUAUUUAGAAUACAGUAGUUGUGAACUAUGACAGUCUCUGGUAAAUUAUAUCUAGAUAACUGUUAAUUUGUAGGAGAUCAUAUACUAUAGUAUGCACAAGUCAACACAUGCUAAUUCUAUUUGCUUAUUCUCCCCCACCCAUCAUGAGUUGCGUCUAACAGAAUAUUAAUCUUUAUGUAAGAGGUUCACAUGUAUACUUACUCAAACAGGGUAUUUUAAAGUCUUAAAUAGGUUUUACAUUUUUGAAUCCUCAUUAUCUCAUGGGAGAUGAUGCUGUAAUGUUGACUCUCCCAGUGGCUGUUAUUCAAGGCAUGAAGGUAAUGGAUAUUUUUACUAUUGGUUGGCUGCUUUGAGUCAUGCUGCAUGAUAAAACAGUUGGACAGACCCUCUACAUAACAGCGUGCUGAGUAAUCCAUCACUAUGUCCUUAUAACGAGUUGCAGUAUACAUUCAUGUAUUUUAAAAUCAAAUAGCAAACAGCUUACUUUAGCUUUAAUUUUACCAUUUUGAUUUUAUUUUCUAAAAUUCAGGGUUUAGUGAUUAACCUUAAAUUGUGUUCUUUGUUCUUUUCCAAAAAUGUUUCCAAUAUCUGUAUUACUAACAAUCCACCAAUGGGAGGAUCUUACCCGAUUCUCUAUCUCAUGCCUCAAUUUAAUAAGCUUUCCAAGUGAAUCAAUUAUUUUAGAAAAACUUUUCAAAUGAUUUGUCUACCGACGUGACCAUUAACGUCUAUGGAAAGCUACAGUGAAUAAAUAGGAAUUAAAUUUAGGCCUAACAUGGUUAUUUGCUAAAUUCAUAAUUUCCAGGAAGUCCAAGUGAAAGGGAGAUCUACUCCAGGAUGGAUUUAUUAUUAACCACAAAUUAAAAAAGAUACUUCUCUCUGAAAGCCCAUUUCCAUCCCCAGGAACUAGUUAGUUUGCCAGCCAGUCUGUGGCCUCUGGUUAAUAUACAUUUCUUGUGAUGUUAAUGUAGAUGCACUUAUGUAGGUAAUACAGCCAUCAAUGUUCUCCAUGGCUUGAAAUGGUGGAAGAACUACCACUCAAGUGAAUAGAUAUUGCCAGUGUCUUGUAUUUAGAUGAGCUGGACUUAGAUCAUUCAUUAUUCAAGCAAUCGGAAAACUAGCUCUCGUGUAUGUGUGUUUCUCCAUAUACCUGCAUUAAAACGAGGGUUCUCCAUAAACUUCUAGAAUCCAUUAGUUUUUGAGGAACAUAUCAUCAGUUGUACAUUUUCUUGUUCUCUUCCUGGUCGAAGGAACAGACUAUAGUGUAGGUGCAAUGGAAAGUGCAUAUUCUGCAAAAACCAUGGACCUGAUGUUAAGUCUUGGUGAUAUCUUUGUUGGUAUGUAUGAUACAUUCAUUGCCUGGAGUGAAGAGAUCGCCCUUUGCAGUGAAUAGUAAAGGCUUUUACCUGAUCAGGAGUCUCAUGCUCGUGAUGUGCACUAGAUUUGCCCUGAACACUUUCUGACUUCCUUUCUUCUGAUAAAUGGGGUUUAGUGAAUAUAUGUCUUUGUUUCCUCUCUAGGGAUAGUGCAAUAUUCUACUGGAGUGGUGUAGGCGUAGCUGAGAACAUGUGUCAGGUAUAAAUAGACAUUUUUCAGAAUUCUCUUGGUUUAGAUGGCAUUCUUGGCAAAGUGUCUUAGAUCCGGUGGGACCAUCCUGAUUUGAAACCCGAGCCACACAGUACUGGGUUACGCCUCCAGUGUCUUGGUCAAUAGACUACUGUGUGACAAAAAAAUUAGAAAACAUCUCUUUCUCUCUCUGCCCUCUAUGUCUUUCUCUAUUAAUAACUGGGUUAGUAUCUGGAUGCAGCUAUUAUAUAGAUGCAGUUCCGUGUCCUGGCCUGUCUGAGAUUAGUGUGAGUUUCACUCCUGGAUAGAAAUUUGUAUUAGGCUUAGCAGCCCUCGUCUAUUACUGAUAUACCAGGAGACAUGUGCUGCGGAAACCGAGGCAGUGGGGUUUAUUCACAAUACUACAGAUUGUAGAGAACGGAAGUCUGAAUGGCAAAAUAUAAAAUAGAACUGCUAAUCUAGAAAUAUUAUGCAACUCCUCUAUAGUUGUAACUCUGUGAUUUUAGCUUAAAUACUAACAUAGACCAUUUAAAAUGCUACAGUUUGGAAUAUAGUAAAUAAGUCUGAGUGUGAUCCUCGCUCCCCAGCAUAUCAGUAAUGGGAGAGGAAUUAAAUUAAAGGGACACUAUAGUCACCAGAACCAUUGCAGCUUAAUGUACUGGUUCUGGUGUCUAUAUCCUGUCCCUGCGGUGUUAGCACUGUAAAUAGUGUUUACAUUGCUGCCUAGUAACACCUCUAAUUACAGUCACGCAGAUGGCCAUUAGAUGUGCUUCCUACUUUCAGCAUCUCCACGCUCUGCAUAGAGGCAUUGAAUGUUCCCCAUAGAGAUGCAUUGAUUCACUGCAUCUCUAUGAGGAGAUGCUCCUUGGCACAGCACAACGUUUUGCUGCACAUAUGCAAUAAUGUCCCAGUGCUUUUCGAUGGGAAAUUAUUGGAUUGGCUGAGAUCAUCAGUACUGAUGAUUUUAGCCAUGGCAACAAAACUGUCAGGGCCAGCCUGAGAAAAGGUGAUUAAAAUCAUCUUUUUACUGUGAUCGGAGGUGGGCCAGUUACCUAAACAGCCAAUUCAGGACUAUAGUGUCAGGAAUACAUGUUUGUAUUGCAAUCGCUACCCUGGAAUAUAACUCCCACCGGUCUUAAACACACCCAGUCAUUAUGUCCCGAUGCAGCCCUUAGAUUAAAGUAACUAUAGCCCCAAUAGUGCCUCUAACGCUAGCCCUAACUCUGAAAUUACAAAAUCAUAUAACAUAGAACAUACAUGAUAACAUUGUGGAGCAUAUGUUAAAGGAAAAGAAGGAUACUUUGAUGUUCUGGUUUAUUAUAAUGUCUCCAGAACUCUUUAAUGUCAUUAUUUCCCAUAAUAUUCUUAUAAUAUGACCAGUUGGAUUUCAUGAACCUGUGCAGCCACUUUAACGUCGUGAUACUUUAUGAAUAGCAGUUUUUGUAACCCCAACAUUCUCUCACUAAAAUCUCAUUUCUAGAAAUUGGCCUUUCUUUGUCAGUAAACUGGACAAAUGCUGUUGACUCAACAAUACUCUAUAAGCACUCCUUAAUACUCCAGCGCUGUGGACUAUAACUACUGCCAUGCUCAGUCAACCUGUAGGGGUUCAACAUGAUGUAGUGUGUAAUCACCAGCAGCUGGCAGUCCUGAAUAUUCCUGUCUUUGGCAUAGAGGAUAUAUUUUAUUAUUCUGAGCCCUUUGUGCUUUGAGGUUUCAGUGGGCGCAGACAGAAGCCUGCAUAGGUUUAGAGAAAUAGCAUUAAAAAAAGAAACGGAGGCAUUACACAGAAGACACUUGUAAUUUUUUCCAUAUGUGUUUUGGGUUUGCAGAAGAAAUUUUGUAAAAGAGCAAAGAUCAAAAUAUUUCUUUCUCCAUGACCAUUUGAAGUCAUUGUCUACCAUGUAUGUGUUAAAAUGGUUAAAGGGAUUCUCAAUGCAAUUUCUUUUGUGCCAUUUACAUUUGAUUCAUAUUUCACUCAUUAAUAAUAAUCACUCACCCUUAUAUCAUCAGGCUAAUUUCCAUAUCCUAAUGAUCAUUGCCAAAUGAAAUGCUUCUCACAGAGAAGCAUUGUGUACCAGACAGUGCACACGCCACUUAAAUAAUUCCUGGUCCUCACAAUAUUUGAUCAAAUGUUAUGCUUUUUCCUAAAUACAUCAUCCACACAUCACUAAACAGAAAAAGUGAAUAAAUAUUUCCUUUUCUGAAGGCAGACGCACAAACAGAUUUUUAUAAGUAAGCUAGACAAUGAUUCACAUUGCUGGGGGUUACCAACUAAAGUAUUUUGCAGCUGUUAGCUUAAGCUGAGUGUUCAAGCCGUACAUCUGUGCAAAAUCAAUCAACUGAAAAAACUAUGCAUUUAAAAUGAAAGUGUGAAUUGUAUUACCAGCUACUAGACAUUAUUUUAUUCUAACAAAUAGAUUGUAUUUCUUUUAAAAAUUAAACAAGUUACCUUUAGUGCAUAACCUGCAUAGGUUAUGAUGCUGAGAGUCAAAUUUCUGUUUUUUAGGAAGUGUCAGCAACAUCACAAAUAAUUAGAAACAAAGUGCCACUCCGGCCAAACAACAAUUUAUGGGAAUCCGAGGACACAAAUUUUGUGUUGAAUCGUUCAAAAAAAGUUUAACACUGUAAAAUAAGAUGAAACCAGGGACCUCCAGUCCCCAUAACAACUUCACUGGGAUGAAGUCAUUAUUGGCCAAAAUCGGGGUCACACUGUUCCUUUAUGUUAAAUUGCCUAGAAAAAUGUAUACCUCUCUAAAAAGUUUCCAGUAAAUGGAACAUUUAUAUACUACUGAAGAAGGUGAAAGAGAAAGGAAAGUGAAAUGUUUCUCUCAUUGAAGCAAGUCAAAGCAGAGGUGUAGGGUUCCAGCAAAGCCUUGCUUUUUGUUAAAUUGUUUAAAAAUGGAUUGAAAGGUGGACAACAGUCAUAGACACAUUACCAUUACAUAUCAUUACCAUUACAAUGAGCUGUUGUGGUUAUGGUGCUAAAAGUGCAGCUCCAUUUCAGCAUUGCGCAUCAUGUUACAGGUGCUGCUUUAAAAGCACAUUUUAUAGUGCAUGUGAUUGAAGAGCUGCCUAGACAGGUUAACCCAUCACAGUCAUCAUGAAGAAGCAUAUAUAAGACUAUACAAGAUAUUUAUUAAAGAGGCACUGUCACCAUCUGGGGGCAUAAUUUGCAAAGACCCCUGACAUCGCCGCUGGGGUCCGGUGGCCUGGGGGGGGCAGGAAAGGCAAGUCGAUCUCUCACAGGUGCCACCAUCUUCUUUUGGGCAGACCUCUUCUGCAUGCGCAGGAGUACAGCACUGAGGAUUCUCCAUAGAUAGAGCCAGUACCUUGUAGCUGUCACUGGUGACGGCUGGAGAAGUGGGGAGUGACAGUGCUGCUGUCAAGACGGUACACAUAUUUUUUUUUCUCCAAAUUUAAUAGUUUCAUGAUUUCAUACAUUUGGAAUGUCAUUAUUCAGCUCAAGUACUGUUCAUACUGCCAGAAAAUCAUGAGAUUAUAUACAUAAAAUUUUCCAUUCGGUAAAUGUAACAUGUACAUGGAACAAGGAAAAAAAACUUGCUAUAGCCAGCUGAACGUUGGUAAAUAAGAAAUAUAAAUCAAAAUUAGGGGAACAAUUAAAUGUAGGAGGGAGGAUAUCAAAUAAUAACAAAUACUAAAAUUAUACCUCUAUCUAGAUUACUUCAAUUUCUUGAUGUAUAUAAAAAAAGUGCACGUCAGAAAUUUAUUCAACCACCAAAAAGGCCAUCAUAACAUAAUACUGUUAAAAAAAAGAGAAUAUUUAAUAUACAAUUAAAGUCACUGAAACUAAAAAAAUACCUACUUAAAGGGACACUGUAGGCACUCAGACCAAUUCAGCUAAUUUAAGUAGUCUGGGUGCUGUGUCCCUUUUGCACUUAGUGCUGCAAUGUUAAACAUUGCCAUUUCAGAGAACUGCAAUGUUUACAUUGCAGCUCUAAGUCUGUCCACAAUGGCUGUCUACCAGACUGCCACUAGAAGGCUUCCUGAAUCGGGUAUCUGAUGCUGGACAUCCUCACGCACUGCAUGAGGCCCUCCAGCGUCAGAUUUUUUCCCCAUAGGAAAGUAUUGAUUUAAUGCUUUCCCAUUGGGAGGUCUUUGUAUUCCUGGCACACUUAUAAUAUCCCUUUAACAGAGUGUACAGAUAGGCCAGAACAAUGGCAACAAAAAUUAAUCUGCCAGUCUUAUCAACUGCCUUCCAGUUUUCUAAUGCCCCUUCUACCUAAGCAGAGUAGUCUUCGGGAUUGUCCAAUUCUCUGGCAUUCUGUCAUAGUCAGGGUGAAGUUUCCAUCCAAAAAUGGCAAGAUAGUGCAUGCUAAUCAACGGCUCGACUAUGGUAUAGUUUAAAAAUAUAUAUAUAUUUUAAAUUGCAAUUCAUGUAGCUAUUAAUCCUGUAGUGAUGCAUUGUAAAAAAAAAUAACAAGUAUGUAAAGACUAAUAUUACAGUUAAAAUUAAAUAUAUCCAUAAAGUCCCACUGCAGCCAUUAAACUUUCUAGGGUUUAUAGGAUACGAUGAGCACUUACCCAGAAAGUUAUAAAAGCAUCAAGAUUAGAAAGGACUAAAAGUUACUUGCCCCCUUACCCUGGCAGGUACACAGCACACUCACCAGGACAGAAUAGCUAUGAAUUGUGGUUAUGGUAACUGAUACAUUGUGGGUUAGUGUGGAUGUGUCCACACAUAUCCAUGCGAGAAGAAAGCUUCAGGAAUAUAAAACUAUGUAUCUAUCUUGGUUACGCUAAAGGAAGUGUACUUGUCAUACUUGUUAUAUUAUAUACACAUACAUAAUAUUACACUGAUUGAAUAUAUGGAAUACAUAAUAUAACAAUUUCAAUACUAACCCAUACGUGAAGUAUAUCUUUCAAAGGCCUGGUUAUUAUGUAUUUUUUUGUUUCUUUCAUGUCAGGCUCGGGAUAUGCAGCUGACGAGAGUUAUAAUAACGAAGUACACAUUGAACAGCGCCCUUCCACUCCUUUUCUGGAUUACCGAGGUAGUAUUUUAUUCGUAUUAGUAAAUGUAAUUUAUCAGGAUUGGGUAACCGACAUGUUAUGGACUCCCUCUGCGUUAUUCACUAAAUCAUGAAUGUUCAAGAAUUUACUGUGAAUUUUAAAUUUUAGGACACAAUAGUGACAACUGCAAACAUAACCGUCCUUGAGAAUUUUCCAGUUUAAUGGACCACUAUAGGCACCAAGACCACUUCAGCUCAAUGUAGUGGUCUGGGUGCCAGACCCCCCCUAGUUUUAACCCUGCAGCGGAGAAACUGCUAUGUUUACAAUGCAGGGUUAAUCCAUCCUCUAGUGGCUGUCUCUCUGACAGCCACUAGAGGCCGCUUCCUCGAUUUACACCGAGUAAAUCGGACUUAUCUGACGCUGGACGUCCUCACGAAGUCCAGCAUCAAAUAAGACCCCGUAGGAAAGCAUUGAGUAAUGCUUUCCUGUGGGCGGGUUUGAAUGUGCGCGCGCCUCUAGCCGAGCAUACGCAUUCAGCUCCACUCGGUAGCUCAUGUCGGCAGGGAAAGAGAGGUUACCAGGGCUUAAGGUAAGUGGGUGAAGGGGUUUAAACCCCUUCAGCGCCGAGGGAGGGGGGCCCCGAGGGAGGGGGGCUCUCCAAGAACCUAUAGUGCCAGGAAAUGGGUUUGUUUUCCUGGCACUAUAUGGUCCCUUUAACCCCUUAAGGACACAUGACAUGUGUGACACGUCAUGAUUCCCUUUUAUUCCAGAAGUUUGGUCCUUAAGGGGUUAAAGGACCACUAUAGGCACCCAGACCACUUCAGCUUAAUGAAGUGGUCUGGGUGCCAGGUCCAGCUAGGAUUAACCCUUUUUGCUGUAAACAUAUGUUUACUUUAUGGUUUUUCCAGCCUCUAGUGGCUGUCUCAUUGACAGCCGCUAGAGUCGCUUCCGCGCUCCUCACUGUGAUUUUCACAGUGAGAAGACGCCAGCGUCCAUAGGAAAGCAUUGUGAAUGCUUUCCUAUGGACUGGCUGAAUGCGUGCGCGGCUCUUGGGACAUCAGAAGAGGGAGGAGAGUCCCAGCGCCGAGGGAGCCCAGUGCUGGAAAAAAGGUAAGGCAUUAACCCCUUCCUCCCCCUUCAGCGCCACGGGAGUGGGACCUUACGGGUUGGGGCACCCUCAGGGCACUGUAGUGCCAGGAAAACGAGUUUGUUUUCCUGGCAAUAUAGUGGUCCUUUAAGCUAAUUUGGCUUAAUAUUUGAAUUAUUAUUAUUUACAUAGCACCAACAAAUUCUGCAGCGCUGUACAAUGGGUUGACUAACAAACAUGACAAUGCACACUUUAGAGAUUAACUCUCCUUAGCUAUCUAUAGGGCUUUUUCGCCAAGUGUCAGUUAUGGAGAAUUGACAGGACAUCUGCACGUUUUAGGCCUGAAUAGCCAAACCUAAAAUACUGCCAUGUUGGAGAAAUCCUACAGUUUGGGUAUCAUGGCCUAAAUUUAGCAUUUCUCCAUAAUUCCUAGUUUGGUAAUUAAUCCAUAAGCCUAUAAUAAGACAAAAGGAGCAAUGCACUUAAACCCUGCCAUUUGAAGUGUUAUUUCAAGCAAAUUUAGGGCACUUAAAAUACAGUGAUUCCUAAAUCUAUCACUAUUCUCACCACAUCACUCGCCCCACACACUGUUGAUUUAAAUGUGGUCAUCUUAAAACAUGACUUUCCAUAACUGACAAGAACUGUGUAAACACUGUGAUGGUUGUUUAGAAGGAGAAGCUAUGGGGAAAGGAUUGAAAUGCAAUCCUCAGGAGAAACAUUCCAUGGUUUCCAUGGUGUUUACUCCAUUAGUAGAAGUUUGACCCACAGUAGCCUUUUUGUGUAUAACCCCCUGCGUUCUAAUGGAAUGUUUAUAGAUCCAGUCGCAUUAUAAAUCUGUAGUGUGAAAUCCCAUAUUCUAGGGGUAAAUAGUUAAAAGGGGAAAGAUAUUAUUGCCAGAUGGCCGUGUUGUCCUGGAUACAAUGUGUUGUUCUAAACACAUUGAAAAGAAAGGUUGAUUGAAACAAGACACACUAUGUAUAAUGGAUGAUUCAUGGGUUCCCUGAAUUAACCAUUUACUUUCCAUUGUGUAUAUUUUUCCAUAUAAGGGCAAUGCCUAUUGGUAACCAUUUUACAAAGGUCAAAGGAUUGAUCAGUUUUUACAAAACAUAGCUAUUUGCAUACUUUUAUUUCACUAUAAGGGAAAUAGUAUACCAAAUAUACCAUAAAUAUUAGAUCUGCUACAAAAGCAAGAUGGCAGCUUCCUGUACUCUUUCAGUAGUAGAGGGUGUGGGUGCAUGUCUGGUCUGAGAUCUAGAGGAUGCACGUCAGUUGAUCUGAAGUCUGUGGGGGAGGAGGCAGUCACAUUCAUGUAGUAUGUGCCUGCUACUACCGUUAGAUCAGGGGAGUUAACUGAGGCAGCAAACCUCCCUGGCUGUUUGAUUGACAGCCAGAAAGGUAUUCUAUAGUUAAUUUAUAGAAGUGUCGAUUUCACAUUGAAAUUGGCACUUUUAUAAACUUGGGUUAAACUAGGAUAUUCUUCACCCAUAAAGCACUGCAGCAAGAUGAAGUGCUUACAGGGUAUGGCGUGUUCUUUUGUUAAGAUUGUCAAGUGUAGGAAAAAUACAUAAGACAAAGUAGUCCUUAUAUCUUAUACUAUCUUUUUAGUGGAAUUUCAGUGAAAUUAAACACAUAAUUUAUGAACAUUUCAUAAAGGUUUUAUCUUGAUAACACUAAUUUUUUUACGGGGGAGGGGUGACUGAGCUGCUUCAAUAUAUAUUUCCAAAAAAACUAAACAUUAAAUGGAAAAAAAAGCUUAACAGAAGUUAUAGUGUUUUUUUUUUUUAUAGGGUUAUUAGCUAAAGUGAGAAUUGCAUUGAAUUCAAAGUGACUUUCAAAUGGAAGGCCAAAGUAGUCAAACUGAAAGCAUAUCUGACUCUGAGAAUUUUUCCGGGUUUAACUAUUUUGACCUUAAAUUUUAAAUUCACUCUGAAUUUCCUGCAAUCUUCACUCUAGUAAAUAACCCUGUUAAUGUCUUGUUCUGGUACUGUGUUUUUUUUAAAGAGCAAAAGUAUUUUUUAUUUUUUUUUAAUAUUUCCUCUUAUAUAUUAGAGCAUUCGCUACGGUAAACCUAAUGGAAAAAGUUAUCUUUGUAUUCUCACAUUCUUCAAGCCCCUCGUUGGUGCUAUGAUUUCAACAUUCAGGAUGGAGAGGCUGCUUGCUAUUCACCACGAGGGGGGACUUAUCGUAGCACUCUCGGAACACGAUGCCGGUUAUCUUGUGACCAGGGUUACCGACUCCUGGGGCAGAGUUCAGUGCAAUGCUUACCAAGCCGCCGCUGGUCCGGAAAUGCAUACUGCAGGAGUAAGUAUACUGUAUACAAUUAUGCUUGUUGCAUGACUUAUUUUUUACAAUUGACAUUUAUAUACUGCCAAGAUUUUCCACAGUGCUUUAAAAUAUUACUAUGGAGUAUAAACAGCAAAUAACAGUAUAACGACAAGUGUUAACAGGAAAAGAAGAGGGAAAAAAAGGGCCCUCACCUAGCAAGUUUACAAUCUAAGUUACAGACAUAUGAUUUGGUGGAUAUUUUGUGUUAAUAAAAUCAAAUAAGGUAUUCACUGGGUAAAUUUAUGUCAGAGUAGAUCAGUCAUGCUCUCUUGGUUUUCAUUCAAUGUGUCUUAUAUUUACAGUUCAUUUUAUAAAUAUAGAUAUCAUUUAAAAUCAUGGGCUUUACUUUCUGGAUGCAAUAUUAGCCUUUGUAACCUCAAUCAACUGGAUUUACACAUAGUUACAGAGCUGAAAAGAGACUUGCGUCCAUCAAGUUCAGCCUUCCUCACAUUUGUUUUUUGCUGUUGAUCCAAAAGAAGGCAAAAAAAAAACAGUUUGAAGCACUACCAAUUUUGCAACAAGCUAGGAAAAAAUUCCUUCUUGACCCCCGAAGGGCAGUCAGAUUUAUCCUUGGAUCAAGCAGUUAUUACCCUACAUUGAAAGAUUAUAUCCUUGAAUAUUCUGUUUUUGCAAGUAUGCAUCUAGUAGCCGUUUGAACAUCUGUAUGGACUCUGAUAAAACCACUUCUUCAGGCAGAGAAUUCCACAUCCUGAUUGUUCUUACAGUAAAAAAUCCUUUCCUUUGCCUUAGACGAAAUCUUCUUUCUUCCAGUCUAAACGCAUGGCCUCGUGCCCUAUGUAAAGUUCGGUUUGUGAAUAGAUUUCCACACAAUGAUUUGUAUUGGCCCCGAAUAUACAUGAAAGAUUAUGAGAAAAUGUGGAAAUAUAAAUAUAUAUUUUAGCUGGAACUCCAGAACAAAUAGCUAUAAGGGAUAACAAUAUCUUCAUUAACAGAAUAACAACUUGAAAACAGGAAAAAAGAAAUGAAAAAGCAUAUUGACAAGAUUAGGAAACUUUUAAUAUGUUGUCAAAACUUAAAAAAAUGAUUGGCUUAGUUUCUGAAAUGUAUCCUAAAUGUUUCUUUUGGUCAUCAUUUAUGUACACCAGCCGUAUGCUGUAAAAAUGUGUCGCAUGACUAAGAGGGUGUUGCGUGACAUUUUCAUUAUUAUACCAGUUGGCAAAAUCAAAUAGUUAAUUAAUUUUCCUAUUCUCAUCAAAUUGCAUUGGUGGCAGGACAUUGAAUUCUAUCACAUUUAACAAACAUUCAGUCCCAGAUUCCCUAUGGGUGUGGGGAUAAAUGUUGCAGUUGUUUCAUUUUUUUUUUUUUUUUAAACAGGGUAAUUCACUAAAUUUUGGAUUAAAAGAGAUUCACAAGGAACUUGCAAAAUCUAGCACUUUCAGAAUUAUUCCACUGUGUAUAUUUUGACCAUAUAUUUUUCUUCUCUGUUUGUGACAAUUCAAAGCUUAAUGAGUAACCCAGACGAUAUUUCUGUCCUACGACAUGAUGUAUUUGAUAAAAUUCACCAAUUACUGGACAAAAAAUAUCCUCCUUAAUCAAUGCCUCGGUAGGAAUGUUAGGAUUUGUAGUCCACCAACAUAGGUAAGCACAUGGUAUGCAAACGUCUAUUCAUGGUAAAAGUUGUGACCUUGACAGAUACAGUAUGUUUAAUUUUAUCACAUACACUGCGGAUGGAGAAUAGUCAAUUUAACUGCAAUUUUCUCACAAUUUUUUGUUUUGUUUUAGAGAAUCUGUGCCAUGUACUGCCCGCACUUCCUCAUGGAUCCUACCACUGCUCAGAUGGUGUAUCUGAAGGAUCUCGCUGCGAUUACACCUGUGCGUCUGGCUACCAGAUAGAAGGCGACCGUAGCCGUAUCUGUAUGGAAGACGGGCUGUGGAGUGGAGCAGAACCUGUCUGUGUAGGUAAAUUUUCAGAUCUAUAGAUUACAUACUAAAUGUGCUCUCGGUAGAAUUUGAGUAGUCUCAAAGGCUGAUAGAGGUUGGUAAGAAAUUCUAAAUUAAACAGGCUGUGGAAUAAAGGAAGUAUAAACAUCAGAUCUCACUUGACAGGAAGCGUUUAGGAAGGCUGUGCUCAUUACAUGCAGGGAGGUGCCACUAAGGCUGCAUAGACAAAGUGAUUUAACCCCUAAAUUGCAGCGAAUUGAGCAGUGGGAUUGUAGGGUCAUCUAAAUACCAAAACUGCUUCAUUAAGCUAAAGUUGGUUUGGUGACUAUAGUGUCCCUUUUAACGCUAAUGCUUUUCAAUCCCUACCGAAGUAUACAAAUGAUAAAAAAGUGAAUUUUGAAUUUGCAAGAUAUCUAAGACAAUCUAAAGAUGGACUCGGAACUGACAAGGACAGAACAAAUUUAGGCCAGGCAAAAGACAGAUUUUAAGCGUGGGACUGUAUACUGAUAUUCUCUGAUUAACUUGUUCAUAAAAUGUUCUUUUUGGAUCUCUGAGCUGUAUAUAUGAGGAUCUCUGGUUUAUAUUGAUGUUUUGGCAACCUCGAUUCCACUGUAAUUUAUAUCCAUCAGUAGACGUUAUAGCACCAUUAGGCCUUGCUGAGUAAAUCUGUGCUAGGGUUCAAUGUUUAUUAAAAUAUCUUGUAUUCUAUCAGAUGUGGACCCACCAAAGAUUCAGUGCCCUACUUCCAGAGUUAAAUUUGCAGAGCCAGAGAAACUGACAGCUGUGGUUUACUGGGGCAGACCUCAAGUGAAGGAUACAGCUGAUGGAGUGAUCACAAGGUAUGAUGGCAAUCACGGUUAUAUUCACUAGACUGAGAACUGAGUAUAAUUGACCAAGGAAAAGCACAUAUGGGAACAAAACUAUAAAUGAUAAUAAUAAUAAUAACAGUCAAACCUUUCCAAUUUGACUAUUUGCAAACUUAGACUUAAAUGUCUUGAGUCUAUUUUUAUUUACUCUCUGUACAUACAUUUGAUUGUUCUCAGAGUAGUGACAUAUCGCCCGAACUCAGUUCCUUUGGCUGAUGUUGACAUCAAAGCCAGUCUAUAUGUCUGCAUUGUUAUCUGGGUUCAUUACUGAGACCAGCUAUCGUUUAAGAAAAAACAAACAGUCGGUUGCUUAAUGCAUAUAUACAGUUAAAAUCUAAAAAAAAAUUGUUGUUGUUAUGGUUUGUUUCUUUUCAACCCAGAGUUACACUCAGAGGCCCUGAGCCAGGUUCGGAGUUCCCGGAGGGGGAACAUGUAAUCCGGUACACGGCAUAUGACCAGGCACACAACCGGGCAAGCUGUAAAUUUAUAGUGAAAGUGCAAGGUGAGUAUAUGUGCUCAGCUCAAGGCAUUUUAACUUGGUUUUCAUUUCACCAAAAUAAACCGCUAUAAAUAAAUUCCCAGAAUUCUUAGUUUAGAUGUAAGCAUCCGUUCCACUUCUAUACACAAUAGAAAUAAUUGAUGAUAUAUGAUAAUAGAUACAGGAUAUAAAUAAUAGAUGCUUAUGUGCCCAUAUAGACCGACGCAUUUUUUUUCUCUGCACAAAAAAUUCGCUAGACUAUGUAUUCAUAUAUAGGUGUAUUUUUUGAGCCUUAAUCUUCAGUUGAAUAUUUAUUUUUAAUGGCCUAGUGAGAAGAUGCCCCAUACUUUCUCCUCCCCUUCAUGGAUACAUCACCUGUAGCUCUGCAGGAAAUAACUACGGUGCAAACUGCGAGUACCUUUGUGAGGGAGGCUACGAACGCCAAGGACCAGCGUCCAGAGUUUGCCUGUUUAGUCAGCAGUGGGCAGGAACCCCAGCCACAUGCACACGUAAGUAAUUACCAUUUCUGAUAAUCAAUGUAAGGAAAAACCACCUAGCUGAGAAAGUAUCAGCCAAAGCCAAAGAGGGUUUGAUAAGCAAGACAAAAAUCAACAUGCAGCUAUUUGCCUAUUCUUUUAAUAAGUACUCUUACUUUUAUCUUGGCCAUGCAAACAUACCUUCCCAGUGUCUCUCUGAAGGAAAGUCCCUUACUUACACCAGAAGAUUUCGGUCUCUCUUCUUGGCCCCUGUGCUCUCCCCCUUGAUUUUCCAGGAUCCCAGAAUUUGUUGAGUGUAUAAGUAAAGCACAGGGAUCAACAAUAAUAAUACUGACAAUACUUUUAGUUAAUUGUAGUAAAUAACAAUUUGGCAUUAUCAUGUGAAUUAAAUAAUUAGCUCAUGGUAGCAGGUAUGGCCAAACCCACACUAGCUGGGGCUGAAAUAGCCCAUAAAUGACCUUGCAUAACUAAAAAUGUGUAAUUAAAGUAACUUCAAGCACCAUAACAACUACAGCUUGCUGACACUCUCAGGCAAUGAAUUAAACCUGCACUGCAGAUUUUAGCUCAGGAGAGUUAACCAAGUCCCUGCUUUGGAACCUAUGAAUCUAUGGUGUUAGUAGUGGAGGUGGGGAGCAGUGUCCUGCAGUCUCCAGGUAGAGUCAAGCUGUUCAAAAUCUGUUUAUCUUCUUACAAUGGGGAGUUGGUAUGGUGCUUCUGGCACCAUAACCAUUAUAGUGAGCGGUAGUGGUUAUGGUGCUUGGAUUGUUCCUUAUACGCUCUACUAUUGGGGAUCAGAUAUCUUGUGAUAGUAAGGAGGUAUGAUAGGAAAUACUUUAAGACUUGUAAUUCAUGUUCUGUUUCAUUUAAGGCAUGAAAAUAAAUGUUAAUAUGAACUCUGCUGGAGGUUUCAUAGACCAAUUCUUUGAGAAGCAACGUCUCCUGAUCAUCUCUGCCCCUAGCUCUUCUGACCGCUAUUACAGGCUUCAGUCAUCAGCCCUGCAGGUAAAUGCUGACACAGCACUAUAUGCUAUGCCUGUAUAUGCCACCUGCUGGAAAAUAAUGGGUAUUGCACAAGAGAAACUAAUCUAUACUAAGAACAGGAUUUAGCAUGACUGUACCAAAAUAACAAAACAAAAAAAAGGGCUGACAGUAUUAUGCAAACUGCAGACAAGCCACUAAAGUAUUCAUCCUUAGAAUCCAAUGAUAAAGACAAUAAUAUGAACAUUGAAUGUGCUGUGAUCAUGCAGGAGAAAAAAACAAUAUCAAAUAUCAUAAAAUUACCAGAUGCCCCUAGUCAAGCAUUACCUUGUGUAACCAUAUAAGUGCUGCAACAUUAGAUUGUUCUCAAGAACACACACAAAAGUUGAGAUUCACAGGACCCAAUAGUACGAAUUAGACACCAUUUAAAUAAAAACAGUGGAAGGCUAUCGGUGUUUAAUAGUUAUUCCCUUUUUAGUAAAUCUUUGGCACACCAAUGGCAGGCCAACCACCUGGGAAAUACUUAAAAUUGCCAUGUAAAUUCUACUGUUCCUUUGCAGACACAAUGCCUACUCUCAUGCAUCUGCAAAGCCUUAAGUGUGAUGAACAGUUUUCCUGAUACUCUACAACUCGUAGUAGGAUUUGUCUACAGUAACACUCCAAACAUGCUUUUAGCAGGCUCAACCUACAUGGGACUUAAUUAGCUGAUCAAUACAUUAUUUGGGGCAGAGACAGCAUAUUCUUUAUUUGUUUCUAUGUCUGGGCUUAACCUCUUAAUAUAAAUUUUAAAAUCUCUGUGCUAAAUAUUCAAAACAACUAAAUGUUGACUUCUAUAAAUUAUGAAUCACUAGACUAGAUAAGAUGUGACAUGAGAGGGAAUUUAUCUUAAAGAGGUGAUCAGACAACCAUAGAUCCCACAUUUAAUAAAAUAUAUGGAUAUUUUAUGUAAACAUAGAAAUCCACCAUUUAGCAAUUAAAUUUCUGAGACUAUAUAAAAAAAGUUUUUCAGCAUUUUGACAAAUAUUUACAGCCCCCUACAGUGAUGAUGGUGCCUGAUGUGCCUUGGUGUUGCCAGUGUAAUUUGUCAAAUCAUUUUGUAGUGGUUUGAUAACAUUCCUGGACCUGCUUAGCGCCCACAACCACAUACCCUACUUCCAGAGUUCUUCUGCAACUGAAUCCGGUUAGUUUUAACAAGCUUAGUGUCGCUCUCAUAGGCUGGUUGAGAGUGUCAUUUGAUGAUGAGAUGCAGUGUAGGUGUACUCAGGUAUGUUGUCAAACUGAAAAUGGUUUUGAAAAAUGGGAUUAAGCCAGGGCACGUCUGGCAACAUGACCAUUAAUCAUGCAGCCGUGGCAAUUAAUUUAUUUUCUGUUAUGGUGGGAAUCUAGGGUUUUAAAUAGGAGAAAAGUAGGUUGGUCAAAUGGAAUUGGUUUGGAUAUCAUCUUAGUUGUGUCCACUUUCUGGGGGGGGGGGUUACAGUUUAGAACAGGCCCACCAUCAUACAUGAAGAUAAUACUUUGAAAAUGUGGAAAUUAUCUCAUAAAAUUACCAAAACAGCAUGCAAAGCAAGUUAUAAACUCACGUGAGUCUGUUUCUGUCUUGGCCUUUGAUAGCACAACUUGAUACAAAACAAGUUCCAACUGAACUUUGAAUAGGCUCCUGUCUUGAUGCAGAUUUAAAUAAACUAAUUUUAAAAACAUGUUGUGCUCUCAAUUUACUUUCAUGAACAUUUCUUUCUAGAGUGCAAACUGUGGAUUUGAACAGCGACAAGUUGUCGUUGUUGAGCUGGUCGGAGAGGAGCCAAAUGAAGUUGGACGUGUGCGUGAACAGCAACUUUCACACGACCUCAUCGAACAGAUAAGGUAAUUAUCUUGUGCAAUAAGAGGAUUGCUAAUAUAGUUUUUGGGAUGUACGAAGACACAUAUUUCAAAUAAGUAAAUAGAAUUUCUACUUAACAAUCACUGUGCACACUACUGCGAACACUAUGGAAAGCAGAUGCAGUUAAUAUUAAGCUAGUGAUGCUAAGGCUCUUAGGUUUCCCAAAAUCACAAGGUUAGGCAACCUUUGGCACCCCAGAUACUGUGCACUACAUCUUCCACAUCUCUUACAACCAUGUUGGCAAAGCAUCAGGGGAGAUGUAGUUCAAAACUCUGGAGUACCGAAAGUUGCCUAACCCUGUAAUAGAGCUUUUCCAUUAAGUGAUCUGUAGAGUAUAUCAGCAUUAUUUUGUUGCCAUGUUGGUCUUUUUUGCAUCAGUUAACACGUUUGAUAUAUUUGGGUUUUUUUGUGUUGGGAGGUAGGUGCAAUUUGUAAUGCUCACUAUAUGUUAUUUUUCAACAGACAAGCUCUUCACAUGACCCGAUCAUACUUCAAUAUGGUCCUUCUUGAUAAAUAUGGCGUAGAUCGGGAACGCUACAGGGAUCCCAUUGGGUCUGAUGAGAUCUUCACAUAUAUUGAUACCUAUUUACUGAGCUCCCAGGAGAUGACUCAGCUGGAGGCUAAAAGAGAAAACUGUGAAUAGUAAAUAAUAAAGCCAUUCUGUAUAUACCAUGUAUGCUUACGAUAGGUAAACGUAUGGGACAAUGAUUGGCUAGAUUCCACGAGUAACUAUGUUUGAACAUUAGCGCGAUAAAACCAAUGGCCGAUGCACUGGAGGGGAAAUCUAUUCAAUGAAAGUUGUCCUUAAGUGUCUUCCGAGGUCUAGGACAGAGGUAGGCAACGUUCGGCACUCCAGAUGUGAUUACAGCCAUAAUGCUGGCAAAGCAUUCGGGUAGCUGUAGUCCACAACAUGUGGAGUGCCGAUGUUUGCCUACCUCUGGUCUAGGGUUUUCCUUUUUCAUAACCCACCUGUUGAUUAAUUAAACUUCCACAGAGAGCUAUUGAUCAUGAUGAGGUGGCUUCCUGGUUCGUCUACCCAUUUUCUACCCCAUGGUCUAGAAAUCUCUAAACAGCCAAUCAGAAACUUUAGAACUAAGCUGCUUGGGGGAAGGCUACGAAAAUCAAGAACAGUUGUUGGACUUAUUGAAAUACAAUUUAUAAGUAUUUAUUGAUAAUAAAAAGUAUAUUGUUGUUAUUUAAAAUAAAUAAAUAAACACAGACCUUG